AUGUGCUUGCUGCCUGUGCCCCGAGGGCCCCUGCGCCACGCGGCAGUGACUGGGGGCACCCAGUGCCAUGACACGUCUGGUGUCUACCUGGCCCAGCACUGGCUGCGGGCCCUGGGGGAGCUGCAGAGACCCAGCUUCUCCGCCACGCCUGGGCUGGCCAACCGGGACCCCAACCGCACCUUCACCAGCGACUUCCUCACACAAGUGUCCUCCAGGCUGGCCCAGCCCCUCGGCCUGGCACUGAGUCCCCGCCUCAGACGGCCGCGUGCCAGGGCCAACCUGGAUGACCCCUGCAAGGUGACAAGGGCCCGAGAACUGAACCUGCUGCCGGGGCCCCACGCCUCAGGCCGGGCCUUCGGCUUUGUCCUUGACCUGCACAGCAGCACGGCCAACACGGGCACCUGCCUCAUCGCAGAAGCUGCCCACGAGGGUCUUGCCAUGCACCUGUGCCACCACCAGAGCCCCAAGGUGCCCUGCCCAGCCCUGUCCCAGCUGCCGGGGUGGGGGAGUUAUAGCCUGGACCCCUUGGCCAAGAACGGAAUGGUCCUGGAGCUGGGCCCCCAGCCUCAGGGUGAGCUGCGCAGGAUGAGGACCCUGGUGGCCAAAGUCCUGGACUUCAUCGACUCUUCACCCAGGACCCUACAGCCCGGUAGAGCCAUCUUCCAGAUGUCCGGUGGUGAGGAUGUGCUCUGUGGGGGGGGGGGGGGGUCUGCCGUGUACCCCAUGGUCAUCAACAAGGCCACCUACUAUGAAAAGGGCAUUGCCUCCAUUCAGGCAGAGAAGCUCACGUUCUCCAUGCCUGCCCUGCCACUUUCCCAGGCGAUGCCACACCAGCAGCAGCCCCAGGUCAGGGGUCGAGGUCCUGGUGAGAGGGCAUCACCUCUGCCAUCAGCCCUCACGCUCCUGCGGCUACUGCGGCCUCCCCGGCCUCCGCCAGGCCUUUUCAGUGCCCAGCCCUCCAGUCACCGGGCCUGGGCCCCUGCGGACCGCCCAGCCGGGUCCUCCAAAAGGGCCCCCACUCUGCGCCUGGGUCCAUUGAUCAGGAGUGGCUGA
Messenger RNA from Prionailurus viverrinus (fishing cat), 1053 nucleotides. It is a transcript of the gene ACY3, whose product is annotated as aminoacylase 3. Lineage: Eukaryota; Metazoa; Chordata; Mammalia; Carnivora; Felidae. Gene Ontology annotation, molecular function: aminoacylase activity; hydrolase activity, acting on ester bonds. The record is from RefSeq and is a predicted model, not a curated record.